AUGGCUCAGGAACGUGCUGCUCCCAUCCGUCUCGGCUCUACUGCCCCCAACUUCUACGCUGAGACCUCCAACGAACCCAUCUCCUUCCACGACUACAUUGGCAACAGCUGGGCCAUCCUUUUCUCUCACCCCGAUGACUUCACCCCCAUCUGCACCACUGAGCUGGGCGCUUUCGCCAAGCUUGAGCCCGAGUUCACUGCUCGUGGAGUGAAGCUGAUCGGUCUGAGCGCCAACGGCACCGACUCCCACAAGCUCUGGAUCAAGGAUAUCGAUGAGGUGACCGGCUCCAAGCUGACCUUCCCCAUCAUUGCCGACCCCGAGCGCAAGGUCGCCUAUGCCUAUGACAUGGUUGACUACCAGGACACCACCAACGUUGACUCCAAGGGUCUCGCUCUCACCAUCCGCUCUGUCUUCAUCAUUGACCCCAACAAGAAGAUCCGUCUGAUCAUGUCCUACCCUGCUUCUACCGGCCGUAACACCGCCGAGGUUCUCCGUGUUGUCGAUGCUCUUCAGACCACUGACAAGCACGGUGUCACCACCCCCAUUAACUGGCUCCCCGGUGAUGAUGUUGUCAUCCCCCCCCCUGUCUCCACGGAGGAUGCUCAGAAAAAGUUCGGUGAAAUCCGCCAGGUCAAGCCUUACCUGCGUUUCACCAACCUCAACAAGAAGGAGUAA
Messenger RNA from Aspergillus pseudotamarii, 675 nucleotides. Its product is annotated as peroxiredoxin. Lineage: Eukaryota; Fungi; Ascomycota; Eurotiomycetes; Eurotiales; Aspergillaceae. The transcript is spliced from 4 exons. The record is from RefSeq and is a predicted model, not a curated record. Gene Ontology annotation, molecular function: peroxiredoxin activity. Gene Ontology annotation, biological process: cellular response to oxidative stress; cell redox homeostasis; cellular oxidant detoxification. Bases 1 to 675 code for a protein of 224 amino acids. Gene Ontology annotation, cellular component: mitochondrion; cytosol.